GUUUUCAGAAAACGGAUUUUUUUUUUUUUAACUGAGUGUUUAGAAAACAAUUAUUAAUCAGAAAUUGUCAACCAGAUUUUUGUAUAGUUUUUAUUUUUAGUCCACAAAAAAUCGAAAACUAAACCAAACAGGCCCUAACAUCUCAAAUUUUCAUUUUAACAAGUUGGGAAUGGGAAGCGGAUUGGAAACGUUCUGUGGACAAGCCUACGGAGCAAAGCAGUAUCAUAUGCUUGGCAUUCACAUGCAGAGAGCUAUGCUUGUGGUUGUGCUACUGGGGAUUCCUAUAUCAGUCCUCUGGGCCUACUCAGGGUACAUUUUCACUAGCUGUGGACAAGACUUGGCGAUUUCAACACACGCGGGAAUAUAUGCUCGUUGGUUGAUCCCUAGCAUUUUCCCUUAUGGCAUCCUCCAGUGUCAACUAAGGUUCUUGCAGGCUCAAAAUAGUGUGAAGCCAUUGAUGAUAAGCACUGCCUUUACGAGCUUAGUUCAUGUCUUUGCGUGUUGGACUUUGGUUUUUCGAGUUGGAUUUGGCAACAAAGGUGCUGCCCUGUCCAAUGCCAUCUCUUACUGGAUCAAUGUACUGAUUUUGGCGAUUUAUAUCAAGUUUUCGCCUUCAUGUCAAAAGACUUGGACAGGAUUUUCUAAGGAGGGUAUGAAGAAUCUUGUCGGCUUUCUUUCAUUAGCUGUUCCUUCAGCUCUUAUGGUCUGCUUGGAAAUGUGGUCAUACGAAUUUUUGGUUCUUAUGUCUGGUCUUCUUCCCAAUCCAAAGCUAGAGACAUCAAUGAUGUCAAUCAGCCUUAACACAAGUUCAGUGGUCUUCAGAAUCCCAUUUGGUUUUGGCAGUGCAGUAAGCACGAGAGUGUCAAAUGAACUAGGUGCAGGGCAGCCACGUGCUGCACGACUUGCAGCCCGAGUUGUGAUAUUCCUUAUUGUUGCAGAGGGCUUCUUAGUGAGCUUGGUUUCAGUGGCAGUGCGAGGCGUUUGGGGCUAUCUGUACACCAAUGAGGAGGAAGUUGUAAAAUACUUGGCUUGCAUAAUGCCAGUGCUUGCCACUUCCAACUUCAUGGAUGGGAUUCAGGCUGGGCUCUCAGGUUAG
Cornus florida is the source of this 1096-nucleotide messenger RNA. RefSeq names its product protein DETOXIFICATION 16-like. NCBI's taxonomy places the organism in Eukaryota, Viridiplantae, Streptophyta, Magnoliopsida, Cornales, Cornaceae. Gene Ontology annotation, cellular component: membrane. The coding region runs from base 170 to 1096 and encodes 308 amino acids. The transcript has 4 exons. Gene Ontology annotation, molecular function: xenobiotic transmembrane transporter activity; antiporter activity. Gene Ontology annotation, biological process: xenobiotic detoxification by transmembrane export across the plasma membrane. The record is from RefSeq and is a predicted model, not a curated record.